Mesitornis unicolor (brown roatelo) is the source of this 854-nucleotide messenger RNA. It is a transcript of the gene POLR2C, whose product is annotated as polymerase (RNA) II (DNA directed) polypeptide C, 33kDa. Gene Ontology annotation, molecular function: DNA binding; protein dimerization activity; DNA-directed RNA polymerase activity. Lineage: Eukaryota; Metazoa; Chordata; Aves; Mesitornithiformes; Mesitornithidae. The record is from RefSeq and is a predicted model, not a curated record. The transcript is spliced from 8 exons. The annotation marks the transcript as partial. Gene Ontology annotation, biological process: DNA-templated transcription. Gene Ontology annotation, cellular component: RNA polymerase II, core complex.
AGGGUGGCCAACUCCAUUCGGAGAGUGUUCAUCGCAGAGGUCCCCAUCAUAGCCAUUGACUGGGUCCAGAUAGACGCCAACUCCUCUGUGCUCCAUGACGAAUUCAUUGCACACAGGCUGGGUCUCAUCCCCCUCACCAGUGAUGACAUUGUGGAUAAGAUGCAAUAUUCCAGAGACUGCACGUGUGAUGAGUUUUGUCCAGAGUGCUCUGUGGAGUUCACCCUUGAUGUCCGGUGCAAUGAAGACCAGACUCGUCACGUCACGUCUCGUGAUCUCAUCUCCAACAACCCCCGGGUCAUACCGGUAACGUCUCGGAGCAGAGACAACGACCCAAAUGACUAUGUGGAGCAGGACGACAUCCUCAUUGUGAAGCUGCGGAAGGGCCAGGAGCUGCGGCUGCGAGCUUAUGCCAAGAAGGGCUUUGGCAAGGAGCACGCCAAGUGGAACCCCACCGCAGGUGUAGCCUUUGAGUACGACCCCGACAAUGCGCUGAGGCACACCGUGUACCCCAAACCGGAGGAGUGGCCCAAGAGCGAGUACUCGGAGAUCGAUGAGGAGGAUCCUCAGGCUCCCUAUGACCCCAAUGGGAAGCCAGAGAGGUUUUAUUACAACGUGGAGUCCUGCGGUUCUCUGCGCCCAGAGACCAUCGUUCUCUCUGCGCUCUCUGGCCUGAAGAAGAAACUGAGUGACCUCCAGACCCAGCUGAGCCAUGAGAUUCAGAGCGAUGUCCUCACUAUAAACUGAGGUGGUCUCUUGCAAGAGAGUGUUCAGGCGUGAGUGAUACAGAAGUUUCUAGCUCUCUGGAUUGAGACUUUUACCUCCCCAUCUCUCUCUGCCUUUCCUGGCCCAGCUCU